This is a messenger RNA of Toxotes jaculatrix (banded archerfish), 1801 nucleotides long. Its product is annotated as protein phosphatase 1 regulatory subunit 36. The transcript is spliced from 11 exons. The coding region runs from base 66 to 1424 and encodes 452 amino acids. Lineage: Eukaryota; Metazoa; Chordata; Actinopteri; Toxotidae. Gene Ontology annotation, molecular function: phosphatase binding. The record is from RefSeq and is a predicted model, not a curated record. Gene Ontology annotation, biological process: negative regulation of phosphatase activity.
AGCAAACGGAAGUGGAAAGGAGCGCUAGCUUAACUUGAGAAAGUUUAGUUUGUGUUUAGUGAAAUAUGCUUAAAUAUUCCGAGGAGACGAGAAACGUGAGUGUGCCGCCGCGAGGCCGCUGGGUGUGGAGUGACGAAUCCCAAACUGUGGAGUUUGUCAGUUCUAGCCCGGCAGAGGAGGAUGUUUUGGGUAAAAGGGGCCAAACACACGCCACUUUCAGCGAUGUUCAGCGGCGUGCAGAGUGGUUGGCUGAGAUCUGCACUCCGAGCCGUAGGGGGCGCCAAAACAUUACAGAGAGCCUGAGCCCUGCUCAUCUGAACACAUACAGGUCCUCUGUGAUGAAGAGGCGAGGAGACUACGUCACCGUUGGUGAUGUUAAACAGGUGGCUGUCAGUUUGCUACAGGAGAAUUAUUCACUUCCCAUUCCAUUCUGCUUCUUGGCUGUAUUGAAGACUAAAGAGCUUGAUGAAGUCCUGACCUCCCUUCUCCUUUACCUGUCUUGUUUCUUUGAACACAAGUCUGUGGAAAAUAAGCCUAAGCCUGUAAUGGCUGUAGAUACCAUCACAGAGCACCAGGUGAUGGCCAAAAUGAAAAUUGCUGAAAAGAAGCUGGCUGUCUCCUACUUCACUUUAAUCAUGGACCUGGAGAUAAAACGAAAUGAACACACAGCAUAUCGCAAGGGCUGCAUGUCAAACAGUACAGAAUGGCUGCUACAUGCGUGCUUGUACAGCUUCUUCUGUUAUGUGGCCUGGGUGACGUUUGGCAGGAAGGACCUGAGGGACAUCCAAGAGGAGGUUGGGCGUCUUUUGUACUCUGACACCUUCAACACAGCAGUGAGGAACCGGACUGAUGGACACUCAGGAAUGACCCCCACUGCCCGUAAUGGUUCAGCGAAGACGGGAGAAGCUAACCCCAAGGAGAUGGGCUGUAAUAACACAUUCAAGCACAGAACAUCCAAGAGGCGCCCUGCCCUCAGCAGUAUAGUUAAUCAGCGUUCCCCACUUAUGGCGUCUCUGCUGCCCUCACCCAAAGAACAGUCACCCCAUCUGUUCCUCAGCAGCUGGGCCAGGAGGCAGAGCCUGCUGCAGACUGAGCACUGUGACACCAAGGCCCUGACAGAGGAGCUCAACCAGCAGCUGGCCAAAGUCAGCUUUGGGAUUCUUGGCAAGCCACUGACACAGUUCAGCCGGACUACCCUGAUACCCAAUGGAGAACAGAGGAACAAAAGAAAUGAGGAUGAGGUCCAUGAAUCAGAAAGUGAUGUUAAUGGCAGUGAAGAUCAUCCUGGUAUCCAUGCUCAAGGAAGCAGGUUGUCCUUCACGGGACCCAAUUUGGCAGGCCCUGCCAGAUAUGGCAGAACCACCCAUGUAAACACAGGAAACUCAGCAGCUACCAUUGAGUCAGUGACCUCAUGUACUGAAUGAGUAUGUGUGAAAGAGACAGAGUGUUUUGAGUGUUUCCAUUGGCAUAACGCAGGCAUGUGCUCAGAUUUACACAUGCCCUCCUCAUCAGAGCCCUCAGGGUCAAAAACAGAGAGAAAGAUUCAGGUAGCAGCUGAGUUUUCAUCCUGCUUUGCUCAUGUGUGGCUCAUUUCAGAAGCAACUCCCUGGUCUGUCCCCGCACACACUUCAUUUGUUGGGAUUUGCCUCUGAAUUUAAAUCACUUUAUUAUUUGCCAGCUGGUGGUGCUGUUGAAUAAAAUAUAAUGAAAUCCGUAACAACUUUUGAAGGUCUUCACUUUCUAUAGUCUGAUUGAUAUUCAGUUCACAUAUGAAAAUGAAGAAAGUCCAGCACAUUGUAUG